Molecule: messenger RNA, 2129 nt
Organism: Epinephelus moara (kelp grouper)
Lineage: Eukaryota; Metazoa; Chordata; Actinopteri; Perciformes; Serranidae
Gene: dhrs7cb
Product: dehydrogenase/reductase (SDR family) member 7Cb
Exons: 7
Coding region: 140-1081 (313 amino acids)
Biological process (GO): regulation of release of sequestered calcium ion into cytosol by sarcoplasmic reticulum
Cellular component (GO): sarcoplasmic reticulum membrane
Molecular function (GO): all-trans-retinol dehydrogenase (NAD+) activity
Source: RefSeq, a predicted model, not a curated record
AGACAGAGAGACAGACAGAGGAGCAAGGCUGUGUGAAUGGACAAGAGAUAGAGAGGGAGAAGGGCCUCUGGUACCUGACUAAAUCUGGAAAAAACAACAGCCAGACCUGCUGAAGGAUUAGCUCCCUGUUCAUGCUAACAUGGCCCUGCCCUCUGUGAUGGUGUUGCCCCUGCUGAUUAUCGUAGCAGCGGGAGUGUACUACAUCUACAAUGAGGUCAUGCAGUUCAUGUCCAAGUCCUUGGUGCGGAACAAAGUGGUGGUGAUCACUGAUGCUGUGUCUGGGGUGGGAACUGAGUGUGCCAAUCUCUUCCACAAGGGCGGUGCCAGACUGAUCCUGUGUGGGACUAGCUGGGAUAAACUAGAGUCUCUGUAUGACUCUCUGACAAAUGACGCUGACCACAGAGAGACCUUUGCCCCGAAGCUGGUGAUCCUGGACUUCAGCGAUUUGGAUAGCAUGGAGGAUGUCGUGGCUGAGGUAGUGGAGUGUUACAGAUGUGUGGAUGUGUUGAUCUGCAACAGCAGCAUGAAGCUGAAAGCCCCGGUGCAGAGUGUCUCCCUGGAACUGGACAGAAACAUCAUGGACAUUAACUACUUUGGCCCCAGCACUUUGGUCAAAGGUAUUCUUCCAACAAUGAUGUCAAGAAGAUCGGGACACAUUGUUUUGGUCAACAGCAUCCAGGGAAGACUGGCUAUCCCAUUCAGAAGUUCAUAUGCUGCAUCUAAGCAUGCAGCACAAGCCUUCUUCGACUGCCUGCGGACUGAAGUGGAGGAGUAUGGGAUAAUUAUCAGCACCAUCAGUCAUACCUUCAUCAACACCUCUGAGGAGCCACCUGUGGAGGAGCAGGCCCCUGAACCGAACGCCCUGGCUGCAUUUAUCUCCAGCCAGUUGACCCAUGGUGUGCACCCAUCAGUCCUGGCCAAUGAAAUUAUUCAAACGGUAAACAGGAGGAGGAGGGAGGUUGUGCUGGCCCACCCUAUCCCCAGGGUGGCCCUCUACCUCCGCUCUCUCUUCCCCUCCUUCCUCUUUGCUGUGCUGGCUGCUGGAGUGAAGGACUCAGUCCUGGCUGAGCCAAUGCAGUAGGAGAAAAUCUGAAAUGGAAUCACAAAGAGAUGUAAAAUGAAGAAAGAUUUUUUUUGGAAAUGGCAGAUAUAUAUAAUGUAUGUGUAUGUGUUCCUUAAGCAAGGCUUAAAUGGCAGGAGUUUUGGGCCGAAUUAUCUCUGAAUCAGCGCUCCCAAAACUCGAAAGAGAACUCUGGUCUGGGACCUUGGUUGGUACUGAUGUUAGGCCCAGAUGAUCUGGUAAUGUGAGAUGUUAACAGAUCCAGUCUUAAACCUCCUGAACUACUCACAGACUCAUUGGGGCUGCCUCAAUAAUUUCAAACUUGUUCGAUAUUUAGCAUUUAAAAUCUGGAUGAUUACGAUUACGAUUAUAUCAAUACGGAGGGCUGACAGUGUUGCCAAGCAAUGGUAAACAUUCUAGCCCUUGAGGCUAACGUUAACCAGCAUAGUACUGUUAACAGAUAUAAAAAAUGACAGUUACAAUCUCUCGCAGAAGAAUAGACAACCUGUGUUGACUGUAGUUCCUUAGACAUUUUCUCAUCCACACUCGUUUAGCCUUUUGCUUUUGUUUUUUUCUCACUGCAUAGCAUUGUUAACAUUACAGCAAGCUGUUACUAUACAUCAGUCUCUGUUUGGUUGACAUUUGCUCCCUCUGGCAUGAUAAUCUCAAUAAUACCCUGAAGUGUGUGAUGAAGCAUUAUUUUCAAAUCUCGUAGUGUGUGCAUGUUUAAGAUUAGAGAGAUGACCAUCUGUGAAGUUUCUCCUUAUCUGAAGGCUUCAGGUUUAUCAUGUGGCAAUUAGUUUGUGGUAAUUUAAUUUAAGUUAUAACCCAUAAGAUUUUACACUUACAUUUUGUAAUGAUCUCUCCAUAUAGUUUUCAUUAUUGGUGGCAGAAUCCACCAUCCACUUUAAAUUGCCUUCACAUGCACAAGGUAUUCACAUGAAACAAUGCAUGUAUGUGAUUCAGUGGUACUUUUUGUACUUUUAUCUCCUUUAUAUUAGCCCCACUGUUUACUUUAUGCCCCUCCUACCACUGUGUCAGCGCAAACAGCAAGUCAAAUACAUGUAAU